This is a messenger RNA of Exaiptasia diaphana, 3445 nucleotides long. RefSeq names its product protein AF-10. Gene Ontology annotation, molecular function: nucleosome binding; histone binding. Gene Ontology annotation, biological process: regulation of transcription by RNA polymerase II. The record is from RefSeq and is a predicted model, not a curated record. Lineage: Eukaryota; Metazoa; Cnidaria; Anthozoa; Actiniaria; Aiptasiidae. Bases 135 to 2840 code for a protein of 901 amino acids. Gene Ontology annotation, cellular component: nucleus. The transcript is spliced from 10 exons.
CAUUUUCAGGUUUGAAGAUUAGUUUAGAAUUUGACUAAAAUGUCAAGUUUAUUCUGGAUCUACUUAUGAAAACCCCGCUGAUGGUAGUGAAUCGAUACUUCUAUGUUUUUGAUUAGCGUGUCUUGUUCUACGAAAUGGUAAAAGCCAUGGUUGGAGGGUGCUGUGUAUGUUCAGAUGAGCGUGGCUGGGACGAAAACCCCCUUGUAUACUGCGAUGGUCAUGGAUGUAAUGUGGCGGUUCAUCAAGCUUGCUAUGGAAUCGUCCAGGUGCCGAAAGGCCCUUGGUUUUGUCGAAAGUGUGAAUCCCAAGAGAGAAUUGCUAGAGUGAAAUGUGAGUUAUGCCCUUCCAAAAGUGGUGCACUUAAGAGGACUGACAAUGGAGGCUGGGCUCAUGUUGUAUGUGCCUUGUACAUACCUGAAGUUCGUUUUGGAAAUGUUACGACAAUGGAGCCAAUUAUUUUAGCGUCAGUUCCACAUGAACGUUACCUUAAAAUGUGUUACAUUUGUGAAGAGAGAGGAAAAGAGAGCAAAACUGCACAUGGUUGCUGUAUGAACUGUAACAAGCAAGGUUGUCGUCAAACCUUUCAUGUCACUUGUGCUCAAAGCUGUGGUUUUCUCUGUGAAGAAAACGAUGGUCAGUCUGGUCCUACAGUAAAAUAUGUUGGUUACUGUCAGUUUCAUUGGAAUAGAAGAAACAAAGGUCUUCUUGAUGUCAAUAAAACACCAGAUAAAGGAGUCAAGUUAAAGUUGGAUAAAGAUAAAGAGAAAAAGCCAAAACCCAGAACCAGUAGUGAAAGCUCAACUAGUUCUCUCCCAAAUAAAGAUAAAGUGGUUUCCAACAAUGCCUUGCCAGUUGCUAUAACUGAUACCUUGGUCUCCUCUCCAAGCAGUGUAGCUGUUACUAUGACUAUGCCUAAGCCACGGGGUAGAAAACCAGCAACAGUGAAGACUCUUCCUUCUCCCUGUAACAAUUUGUCUUCAAAUGAUGUUUCAUUAAAGGCACAACAUAGUACAGAAGUGAAAGGGUCUCCUUUGAAUACAGCUUCUCCUAAGACUAUCCCAUCACCACCAGUUAAGGAUACUCCUGCAUCAGUGAAUACAAGCACAUUAGUAGAUGUCAUUACUGUUACCACCAACUCAGAUAUCUCUCCUGUACAAAACUCAAAGAACAUUUUAUCAACACCGCAGAGUUUAGCUAAACCAGUCUCGACACCAUCCCCUGGUAAUGCUGGCAUACCAAAAACAACAUCACAAGCAAAGCCUUUGGUGAAGUCAGGUCCUGUAAAAAAGCCAGCUAAUGAGGUAAAACAAGCUGCUAAGAAAAGACCCAGUUCUAAGUCUGGUGAUGAACCAAAAAGAAAAGUCGGACGUCCACUAAAACACAAGACUGGUGACUCUAAACCUAGGACUGCUUCAAAGCCUGCUAAACCAAGAUCCCAGAGUAAAAGUAAAGAGACAAGAAGUCCUUCAAUCUCUUCACAAAGAACUACUCCAAGUCAUUCUGUGUAUAAUAGUAUAACAACAUCAAGCCCUGUACCUAUCCACACAAGUUUACCACUCAAUCAAAGUACUGAUCAAUAUGUUAUUCCUCAACCAAGGCUUGCAGGACAACUAGAAAAUGGUCAUCGAAUACAAGAACAAGCAAAUAAGCAUAGUAAUGGACCACUCCAACUACCUAACAGUCUUGAGCAGUUGUUGGAAUAUCAGUGGGAACAAGGAGCACAGUUCCUAAUGCAACAAGCCUCUCAGUAUGAUGUUGCAUCAUUAAUGUCAAGCUUGCACCAACUCAAGGCUGAUAACAGUCGUUUAGAAAACCGUUUAGAGUCACUUCUUUCAAGGAGAAGUCAACUUCUUCAAGUCAGCUCGAGAUUAUCAGCGUCAAUGUCUUGUACACCAACUGGAACAUUAACAACAACUACCAAUACCUCAAAUAAACAACCGGUAACCAGUAAAAUAACAGCAACAACCAUCUCAACAACUCAAAUUACUAAAACAGUGGCAGUCACAAAGACAACUAACUCUGUAGCUAAUGUAGACAUUGCUUCUAAAGUUACUCCAUCAUUGCUACCAUUAAACAAUACAUCUAUUGAGAGUAAGUACUCUGCACUAAAAGGAAAGAAUGAUGUUGGUAAGUCUUCGCCAAUAAAAUUGACUACAGCUGUUACAAGUGGAAGUUUAUUAUCAAGUCAAACACCAGCUAUACAAAAAGUGGUUACACAAAAAACUGUUGCUGUUCAACCAAACCAAAUAAAAAUUACAAUGGUGCAGCCACAUGCUCCAACAUCAGAAAAGGACAAGCAGAAAACAACUACAGCUGCACCAAUUGCAAUAUUACCAACAGCCCAUACACUGCCCAGCCAAUUUCUACAAAAUCAACAGCUUCAAGUUUUACAGACACAAGCGAAAGCACCUCAAACUAAUCAGGGUAAAACCCAUAAGCAGCCUAUUCUUCUACCACAUCAAACUGUGACAAGCCAAACAUUUACAACACAACCCUUUCCUCAGCAGCAACUUGUGCUGCUUAUGCAACAACAACAGCAGCUUCAACAGCAGUUACAGCGACAAGUCACAGACCAGCGCUUAACAACUGGCCAGAACCAGUUGUCAGCAGCUCAAAAUAAAAAUGCUUCGACAACACAAAAGUUUAUCCCAUCAGCCAUGCAGCUGGGUUAUCCUGGAAAUUUUGUUACUUUUAGUGAAGCAUUAGCAGGACAACACAUUGAUGUCAGUAAAGCAGCUGCUUUUACUACAUUACCUUUGGUGCAGUUGGACAAGUCUAAGGGAAUGGAUCUGGACAAAAAUGGGGCAGCCUUAACUGGAGAAAAAGCAGGAAAGAAGUAAUAUGUGUGAUAUGAACUGCAACACUACAAAGAAAACUUUAUCAACUUGAGAAAGACAAUUCAUAUUUAGACUCAAAUAGAAAGUUUUCUGUUUGUGGUAUACCUAGAAGAACUUUUUUAUUUAAUAUGGAACAUUUUUAUGGGUGUUUUACAGUCAAAUGCAGUCACUCUCUUACAUUGUUCAAUACCUCCAAUAUUAUUGUGUAGAUUUUAACAAACGAAUAUUCCAUUUGUAACUGCUGUUAUACCAGUAGACAUACGAAGACCAAGCAAUUUCACAGAAAAUCCAACUCUUUUGCUCCAUAGGCAGUAAAGGCACUGUGUGACCCCACCUCUCAUAAUCCCACCUCCAAACAAAAUAUCUAUAUAUAUACAUGUAACAUUGUUUAAAAUAAUUACAACAGUGCCAUUGAUUUAGGACAGGUAGAGUCACAUGGUGCCAGUGAUCAACUAGGUCUAGGUUUCAAUACCAUCUUUCACUUUAUUAUGUGUCAAACUCUAUGUGUGAUCCUUUUCUCAGUAAUGUAUAGCCAUCUUUAUUACUGGUAUGUCUCAAGGCUUCAUUGAAGUCACUGCUUGAAAACCAAUAAAACCUUUUUAAAAUAG